Molecule: messenger RNA, 1457 nt
Organism: Sinocyclocheilus rhinocerous
Lineage: Eukaryota; Metazoa; Chordata; Actinopteri; Cypriniformes; Cyprinidae
Exons: 4
Coding region: 663-1334 (223 amino acids)
Cellular component (GO): early endosome
Source: RefSeq, a predicted model, not a curated record
AAGCUCGUCAUUAUUCGAUGCUAUCUGUAUCAUGCAUUUACAUAUCCAGUUGACAACCAGUGGCAUUUACCACCGACCAUGCUCAAAGAUGCAUUGUCUUUUGGAUAUUUUGGAUACAUCGCUGACGCUUUCCUGAGGGCUGAACUUGGCCCACACCCUCCUCAUACACUGCCAGCACUCGUUAACUCCGUGUCCUCAUCGUUGUCCCACAUCUCCCCGCGGAGGCGUGCCCACGCCGCUCAAAUACAGCGCUGCAGACGCGCGCCAGGCUACUCAUUCGGUUUGUCAGAGCGUACAGUGAAGGUAAGCAGAGCCGCGCUGCACACGCCAAGGAGAACAUGCGUUUGUCUCGAACCAUAUCCACUCCCGACAUUGUGAAACAGCGCGUUCGUCUUAGUGUAUCGUGAAGCGCCACUACCGCUACAAUUUCGAUUUUGGUGAAAAAAGUUUUACGAGGUGACAAAAGGUACGACUGUUUGGACGUCUACUUUCCAUUUAGCUGUUUGUGGAGGACGCGUGAUUUACCUGUGCCGGACCAAAAGCGAAGAUUGCAUGAAAGAUCUCAAGGCUAUACUCAGCUGUGCCACACUGGGAGGCUUACUGGAUAAGCAGAAACAUCCCUGUGACUCCAAAAAAAAGUGUCUCCGCUGUCUUCUAUCACAAUGGCCCUGGCCUCCUUCCAUCUGAUGCAAACUCUAAAGAACUCUCCAGCGGCUCUGCGUCGGCGAUUCCGUCGUGACCACACAGAGAGCCUGUCUCACGGCGAUCCUCUCUUCAAAGUGCACUACCUUGGCACCAAGAAGAUCUUCUCCCUGGACUUAGAGCAGGCAGAGGAUGCCAUCGAUCGACUCCUGGAUGGGGCCCCUGGGAAGCUUUCUAAAGAUCACGCCCUGGUAGUGCGACCCCGAUAUGUCGAAGUUAAAGAACUAAGCACUGGAAGACAGCUCACCAAGACCUACUUGCAGGAUAUCGCAUACUGUGCCUCGCACACGGCCAGACCCAAUGUGUUUCUGUACAUCUGCAGGCAGCCCGGUCAGCAGCUACAAUGCAGAGUGUUCUGGUGCAGUCGGGCAGAAAGGGCAAAGGACAUGACCGCCUGCCUGGCAAUGUCGUUUCAGCAAGCGCUCAACGACUGGCAGGGUGGAUGUGCCACUUUGCCACAAGGGGAAGGAAUCACUAAAGAGCCAGAGAUUCCUGGUACACCCACUGCACCCAAAGGGUCAACAUUGCCAGCUAGUCUGGGGAAAGUCCGUUGGAAGAAGAGGGGGUCGGUGUCCCGCAGUCCUCUCCGUGCCAUUUCCAGCAGAGGUUCUGCCAGCGACAACUGGCACUGAUGGUCACCAACCCACCCUGAACCUUGACAACAUUCAUUUUGUGAUGCUUGGGAAUUUCCAGCAUUGAAUGUGAGGAAAAGAACAACCACACCUACAGCUGAUGGAAUUUUUGAGCUUUGGUAG